AUGUUGUCUAAAGGAUGCUUAGCUCUGCGGCAGAGCGUGGCAAGUUUGCCUUUCAAGCCGCUCGGAAGUGUGGCCUGCUCUAAUCUCAGACUAUUUUCAGGCAAGAUCGAUAAUGCAGACGACGCAAAGAAAGCCAAGGAAGCUGUUGGAAUGGAGAAGCCCUUAGGAAAGGAGGGAGCAGAGUCCAUGGAGCCUGCUGGUGUGAUGGAGAACAAGCAGGGCGCUGCUGAAGAAUAUUCAGAGCUGAUAGGGAAGCACAAGCAGCAGAAUGAGAAGAUGUUGAAGGGCGCCAAACCAGCCGACCUGUACCGCGAGAAUGCCAAGGCUACGUCAGCUGCAAAUGCUAAGCCUGGCGGCGAUGACUUGCUAGACAAGCAGACCCAUGAUCGCUGA
Coccomyxa subellipsoidea C-169 is the source of this 393-nucleotide messenger RNA. RefSeq lists its product as hypothetical. NCBI's taxonomy places the organism in Eukaryota, Viridiplantae, Chlorophyta, Trebouxiophyceae, Coccomyxaceae. Bases 1 to 393 code for a protein of 130 amino acids. The transcript is spliced from 3 exons. The record is from RefSeq and is a predicted model, not a curated record.